CACUCGCAGCGCUGGGAUAACACACACACUCGCAGCGUCUUCUUCAUCAGGAUCCGCUUCACUGAGAUUCACCGCUGGAAAACAGAAGAAUAAGAGGAAGACAUGAAUCAGACGGCUGGAGUGUCCAACCACUGCCACAGGCGCUCAUCCAUCGACGUGAAGGAUGUGGGAAGUAUGUCGUCUGAAAUGAACUGGAAGGGUGUGGGAAUCUCACUUCUGGUCAUUGCGUUUGUGCUGUCGUUGAUCGGUCUGGCCAUCUUCCUGCUGUCUACAGGUGAUGCUCACCACACUCUGGGAUCCUGUCUGACCCUGGAUGACCUUUUCUCCAGUGAGCUGCAGGAUCAGGAUCUCGAAGCUCAGUGGGUUUCUGAUUAUCGGCUCGUCUACAGGGACCAAGACGGAGAUCUGAAGAUGCUGAACAUGGAGAGCAAUCAGACCGAGGUCAUGAUGACAAACAGCACAUUUGCGGUGUUCAAGGCCUCCAAGCUUUCCGUGUCACCAGACCUCAACUACGUGUUACUGGCGUACGAUGUCAGAAAGGUGUAUCGAUACUCCUACCUGGCGUCUUACUUGAUCUACAACUUACAAACACGUGAAGUGCAUGAACUGAAUCCUCCGGAGGUCUCUGAUUGUGUUCUACAGUUUGCAUCAUGGGGGAAUCACGGACAACAACUGGUAUACAUAUUUGAGAAUAACAUCUACUAUCAGCCAGAAGUGAAGAGCAGUUCUCUAAGACUGACGUCAUCGGGGCAAGAUGGCCUCAUAUUUAAUGGAAUAACUGACUGGCUUUAUGAGGAGGAGGUCCUGCAUUCUUCAGGCGCUCACUGGUGGUCUCCAUCAGGAUCCAGUCUGGCAUUUCUCACCAUCAAUGACACUCUUGUCCCCAAAGAGCAGCUUCCACGUUUCACAGGGACGCUUUAUCCUCGUGGACAUCAGUAUCCGUACCCGAAGGCUGGACAGGCAAAUCCUGAAGUGACACUGAAUGUGGUCAGUGUGAACGGAUCCACACACACUACACAACUCCUGCCUCCCGUCAGCUUACAGAGAAGCGAGCUCUAUAUCAGCAUGGUGCAGUGGGUGACUGACGAGUGUAUCGCUGUACGCUGGUUAAACCGUCCCCAGAACGCCUCCAUUCUCACACUGUGCUACACACACACGGGGAAAUGUGUGGCGAAGCAUGUCAUGACAUCAGACACAUGGAUUGACAGACAGAAUGAAAAACCAGUUUUCUCUAAAGAUGGAGCAACAUUUCUCAUGACAUCUCCACUCAGAAGCGGAGACCGAGGAUCCUUCAGACACCUCGCCAUGAUGUCAGAGCAGCCUGAAGGUGAAGAGGUCAGCGUGCGUCACCUGACCUCAGGCACCUGGGAGGUCACCGAGAUCCUGACCUACGAUGAAAAGAGGGAUACAGUAUAUUUUCUCAGUACAGAGGCUGGGUUCAGUCACAGGCACCUGUACAGGGUGAGCACGGUGGAUCCGUUCCAUCGCGAGUGCUUGAGCUGUUCUUUGUUUAAACCUCACUGUUCAUUCUACGAAGCCUCACUGAGUCCACAAGGUCGAGCUGUGCUGCUGAACUGCAGGGGUCCAGGAAUCCCCCAAACCACUGUGCACCUUCUCAGUGACAUGAGCGAUCAUGUGACUCUAGAUGCUCGUCUGAAGACCAGAGAAUUAUUCAGAAAGAAACGACGUCCAGUUAGACAAAUCAGGACUUUACAGAUUAACAACCAGGCACUGAGAGUCGAGCUCAGCUUCCCUCCACAGUUUGAAGAGAGUAAGCAGUACCCUCUCCUGCUGCUGCUUGAGUGUGGUCCCGGCUGCCAGCAGGUGAACGAGCGCUUUCGUCUGGAUUGGGCCGAUGUGCUGGUGGGCUGUGAUGGUGUGAUUGUGGCGCGGGCCGAUGGCAGAGGGAGUGGCUUUCAGGGCCAGCAGAUUCUCCAGGGCGUUUACAAGCGUUUGGGACUCGUGGACGCAGACGAUCAACUCUCGGUUUUAGAGCAUCUGGUGAAGCAGCCGUACAUCGAUGGAGGCAGAGUCGGGGUUUUUGGCAAGGUGUACGGUGGAUUUCUGAGUUCGCUUCUGCUGCUCUCUCACAGUUCUGCUCUCCGCUGCGGCGCUGCCAUCACUCCAGUGUUCGACUGGCAACUCUACGCUUCCACCUUCACAGAGAGAUACUUCGGCUUCCCCAUACAAAAUGAGCUCAAAUACAAGAUCUCCAGCCUCCUGCCGAACAGCUCGCGCUCCGACGAGUUACGCUUCCUGAUUCUACACGGCACAGCGGAUGCGAACGUUCAUUUUCAACAAACUGCAGAACUAGUGAAGCUGCUGUCUGUGAUCAAUGUAAACUACAGGUUACAGAUCUUCCCCGAUGAGGGUCAUGAUGUCAUCAGCAGACGCUACAUGCUGAACUCGCUCAUCGCCUUCUUCAGAGAGUGCUUCCAUGACAACGCACCUGUUCCCACAGAAACCAGUGACCUCGACGAUGACGACUAGCAUCAGUCGCACCAGGGGAAAUUCGCCUGCCGACCAGCUCUCCAAUCUUUGAGCCGAUCAGAUCUAAAGGCAGAGACAGAGAGAC
This is a messenger RNA of Pimephales promelas (fathead minnow), 2575 nucleotides long. Its product is annotated as inactive dipeptidyl peptidase 10. Gene Ontology annotation, biological process: regulation of potassium ion transmembrane transport; proteolysis. Gene Ontology annotation, cellular component: voltage-gated potassium channel complex; plasma membrane. Gene Ontology annotation, molecular function: serine-type peptidase activity; potassium channel regulator activity. Lineage: Eukaryota; Metazoa; Chordata; Actinopteri; Cypriniformes; Leuciscidae. The record is from RefSeq and is a predicted model, not a curated record.